Messenger RNA from Tigriopus californicus, 700 nucleotides. RefSeq names its product cilia- and flagella-associated protein 44-like. The record is from RefSeq and is a predicted model, not a curated record. Gene Ontology annotation, molecular function: protein binding. NCBI's taxonomy places the organism in Eukaryota, Metazoa, Arthropoda, Copepoda, Harpacticoida, Harpacticidae. The transcript has 2 exons. Bases 147 to 458 code for a protein of 103 amino acids.
CUGAUUCAAUGCCUUAUUUGAUCACACUCUAAGUAACAUAAGCCUAUAUAGGUAAGGAUCAUUUGACGUUUUGGAAAUUGGAAGAUACUCCCAAAACCGGAAAUGGAUCCAAAGAAGACGAAAAAGUAUUACCCAAACGCUUGUUUAUGGAUCAAGGAUCAUUUGUGUCUGUGGAUUUUACCACGAUUGAAUCCAUUAUUGUCUAUGGUGCCUCCGGUAAAAUCGUGUCCUCCACUCAUUGGGGCAAUUUGCUCUUAUGGAAGGAUAGAUAUGUCCAAGUGGAAAUCUCAAGGAAGGAUGGAAGCAAAUGCCACGAAGGAUCCAUUAACCACUUAGUCGUUGGUGAGGGCGAAUUGGUCUCGAUUGGUUCCGAUGGAAUGAUUCGCGUGUGGGAUUUGGGUUCUAUUUAUGACUCUGACUUGGAACUAGAUGUUGGUGACUCUUUCCAAAAUCUUUGACAAUUUCACAUUGAUCCAAUGUAUGAGAUUGAGGUGGAAUCCGGAGCCAAUUUGCAAUCCAUAGUCAAAGGAAAAUUUCCCAACGAGGAUCAAAAUUAUUGGUUUGUCCAGGUAUUCAAGUUAGUUUGUAAUACCUUCAAUAUUCAUCAUCAACACUGAUAAACCUUUUGAUCACGGUUUUGGGGUGGAUGUUCCAUUCAUGUUUAGUCCAUAUUGAUGAGUCUGCCAUUGACAUGAAAAGG